UUAGAUUCUCCAAUAGAAAUUUUAGAUUCUAAAUUCGCGAUUUCUGCUUCCGCAACAGAAAGUAUAGAUAUUAAAUCCAUUAUUUCUGCUUUAGCGAUAGAAAUUUUGGAUUGUACUCUGCAACGGAAAGCUCGGUUUUUAAACGAGAAGUUUCAGCUUGUGCAACAGAGAGUUGGCACCUUAAUAUUUGACACUGAAGAUAAUCGUUUUGG
Messenger RNA from Acaulospora morrowiae, 212 nucleotides. The record is from the annotation of a GenBank genome assembly. Lineage: Eukaryota; Fungi; Glomeromycota; Glomeromycetes; Diversisporales; Acaulosporaceae.